Linnemannia hyalina is the source of this 1074-nucleotide messenger RNA. NCBI's taxonomy places the organism in Eukaryota, Fungi, Mortierellomycota, Mortierellomycetes, Mortierellales, Mortierellaceae. The record is from the annotation of a GenBank genome assembly.
AUGACAGCGCCACCGCCGUCGUCAGGAUCGAUCGCCAAUUCGGCACCCAUGAGCAUCCUCGCCUACUGUGCCUCAAGCAUCCUCAUGACAGUGACCAACAAGAUGGUCCUCUCCCACUUUGACUUUCGCAUGAACUUCCUCCUCCUCAGCGUCCAGACGACGGUGGCGAUUGUAUUACUAAAAGUGUUCAAGAAUGCAGGAUUGAUAUCGUUCAGGAGGGUCGACAGGACAGAGGCGAAAAAAUGGUUUCCGAUCUCAUUGACCCUGGUCGCAAUGGUCUACACAGGAAGCAAGAGUUUGCAGUACCUGAGCAUCCCUCUCUAUACCAUCUUCAAGAAUCUGACCAUUAUCCUUAUUGCCUAUGGGGAGGUCCUCUCAUCCGUGAUAGCAGGAUGGUCCGAUCUAAAGUCAUUUGCACCCUCGGAUGGGAUCGUCUUCAAUAUUGGAUACUUCUGGAUGGGACUCAAUUGCUUUUCCUCUGCUGGAUACGUUCUCUACAUGCGCAAGCGGAUCAAGUACUUCAACUUCAAGGAUUUUGAUACUGUCUACUACAACAACAUCCUCAGUUUGCCCGUCAUGCUCGUCCUCAGUCUGUUCCUGGAAGGUUGGACAUCGGGAGAGUUUGAACGAACUUUCUCAGAGGAUGUUCGACAGGCGCUUGUGGUGGCCAUGGUGUUAUCAGGAGUGUCAUCGUUUUUGAUUUCAUAUGGAAGUGCAUGGUGUGUACGAUGCACAUCCUCAACAACCUACUCAAUGAUCGGAGCGCUCAACAAACUACCAGUAGCAGCCAGUGGAAUCCUCUUCCUCGGAGACCCAGCAACCGCAGGAAACAUCUUUGGAAUUCUCUUUGGGUUCAUUGCCGGUCUUUUAUACAGCUACAGCAAGACGGCACAGGCACAGACCAAUAUGGCCCUUGCCAAUGGAUCGUCUCUCUCGAAGCCAUUGUUACCCGAGACAUCGGCUUCGAAUCCGGGGGAUGAGGCAUUGGAACUGACCACGCCCGCAAGUUUGCCCAACAAAUCGUCUGUGCCGCCACUAUAUAUUCCUAACCCAGACGGCAAGGUUGCAGAUUGA